GAAGGUGGGGGCUAAAAUGUAUAUACUUCCUGCUCAAAUGAGUUCUCAAAGGAGUAUGCUUAUUUAGACAACUGUUUCUAUCUCAGUUUGAAUUUGAUAUUCAUUUGGCACACCAGUCACUUUCCUGCUGAAAAAUAAGAUUGACCUUUUCUGCACCCCUUGAAUUUGUCAGUCCAGCAUGGGUAUGCGGUUAGUGGUUCUGCUGUACUCGCUUCAUGUUAUUUUUGCUCCGGUGCUCUCUGAUGUGUGGAAAGCACAAUUAGAGGCUAACAUGGACGCUUUCGUGUCAUCUUGUGUUGUGUUGCCCUGUUCUUUCAAAUACCCUGGAAAACAACUACCAUCUUCUCGGAUGAGGGGCAUUUGGCACAAAGAAAAAAUAAAUGAUGAGUACAUCUAUAGUGAGGAUAGUUUGAAAAUUAUUGACAGUUUCAAGGGUCGCACAAGACUGGUUGGUGAACUGAGUGAUUUCAACUGCUCUUUGGAGAUCAAUGAUGUUAAAAACCAUGACAACGGUCCAUUUUGCUUUAGGGUUGAGUUCGAGAGAGAUGAAAAAGACAAAUAUUCAUUUAUGGAGAGUUGUGUUUCAGUUAAAUUGAUUGCAAAUAAAGAUCAAAUAAAACCAGAGCUGCAUUAUAAGCAGUCUGUGGAGGAGGGUGUUCCAGUAGUCUACAAAUGCUCCAUCACCCACACCUGUCCUUCCCAUCAUCCCAAUCUCACCUGGAGCCGCCCUGCAAAAGAUAUCCUGGUGAGCUACAAGGAUAUUCGUCAUGGAAACUGGGAAGUGGAGUCUAUCCUGACCAUCACACCCACAAAAGAGGAUGAUCACACAGAUAUCACAUGCACGGUCAAAUACCACGGAGGCCUGCAUGCCUCAACUACAGGCCGUAUUUUUGUGAAAGAACAAGCAACUCUAAGACACAUCCUCAUUCCAGCCAUCACUGGGCUUGGAGUUUCGGCUUUGUUUGGAGGGCUGUGUUUCUUCAUGGUCAAGAGAUACAAAAAACGUAUUCAAGAACUCCAGUCCCGCAAUGACAAUGGAAUGUGGAGUCGGCUAUCAAGAAUGUCUCGCAGAUUUCGGUCAGGUGGAAACAGCAGUGGACAAGGUGGCAGAGACCAGAGGGACAAUCCCCCUGGAGUAACCUGGAGUUAAGUGCCUUGCUCAAGGACACAAUGGUGGUGGCUGUGGGAAUUGAACAAACAACCUUUUGAGCCAUUGCCUAGCAGUCAGUAUUUGUGCUUUGAUGCAUGGCACUCAUGCGGGUAGCAUGAGUUUGAGUCAAGUUUGCGCCAUUCUUGCCCAGGAUUGUAAAGGCUAAACAAGUGCUUUAUUUUCAUAAAAAUAAAAAGUUUACAUUUGAGUCUUUUUUUUGUGUGUGUGUAUGUGUAGACUUGAAAAAUUGUAAGUCUUAACUUCACUCUGCCAUUUUAUUAACUGUUAAAGAAGGUCCCCACGUAUGAAAGCCAAGAUGCAAAAAAAAAAAAAAAAAGAAAGAAAGAAAGAAAAGCCCGGACUACGUCUGCCCGGAACAAGACUGCGGUGAUGCCACUGCAAGAAUAAUUUUUCACCCUGUGAUCCACGAAAGAAAAGUAAAUGUAAUUAUUGUUAAUUUAAUUAGCAUACAACAACAUUCAAAAUAAUCGAAAGAAACAAGCAAGCUACCAACAUACCGGACAACAGCCACGGGAACCUGGGUAUAACAGGUAUUUAGACUCCCCGCCUAUAUGCAACAGCCGCCGUCCCUACUCAUACAACGUCACGUUAACUGAAAUGAAGCACAAAUUGCAACUCGCACCACUGCCACAGCUAAUACGCAGAUGUAAUAAAUAAAAUGCAUACCUGGGGGAAGACAAAUACGUGUUUGUGAGACAAGCUCAGCCACAAUAAGGUACGAGACGGCUAAAAAUACAGCCACUCUCCUAAAACAAUCUCAGCCGCUUCCAGCAAAUGACCCAGGAAGUAGGAAAGACCCAGAAAAUGAUGCUUACCUAGGUGAUGUACACCAAUGAUUUAUAUAGGGUUCCUCAAACCCUACUAACCAGGCACCAAUUAAUGACAUCAAAUGCCCACACCAUACUCAGUUCUGGAGAUAUGGUUUUCAAUCUAUCAUGCCACAAAUGCAACAAGAGUUUCAGGAUCUAGUGUGUCAGGCCACCCACAGUGGUGGCUGUGGGAAUUGAACAAACAACCUUUUGCUUACCAGGUCAGUGCUUUAGUCCACUAUGCCACCACCACUCCACCAAAUUUAUAGAAUAUAUUUUAUAUUACCUUAUGUACUCUUUGGUUACUAGAACAAGCUGUAGUAAUAAUACACAUUAUUAAAAUUAAACUUCUCUAC
Molecule: messenger RNA, 2336 nt
Organism: Myxocyprinus asiaticus (Chinese sucker)
Lineage: Eukaryota; Metazoa; Chordata; Actinopteri; Cypriniformes; Catostomidae
Product: sialic acid-binding Ig-like lectin 14
Exons: 9
Coding region: 179-1150 (323 amino acids)
Source: RefSeq, a predicted model, not a curated record